AUGCCAAGCUGGACCACCAAGGAAGCACGGAACAUAGAGUUCACGGUGACGAAGUUCCCAGCGCUCAACCUGUUAGGUCGUAGCGCCAUACAUGAAAUGGGAAUAGACAUUAAUGUUUUUUUUCAUCGCCACUCUUCAACCGAUGGUACCGUGCAUACCAUAUCGAACAAUCUGCAUCCAGAUCGGUCGUUACAGACAGCCUGCCAGCAGGUUUGUGAUGAGCAUCCGGAGGUAUUCAAACGGGAGCUCGGAUGCUUGAAGGACUUUGAAUUAGAGGUCAAGUUCAAGCGGGAUUCGAGGCCCAUAUUCUGCAGGCCGCGGCCAGUCCCGUACGCAAUUCAAGAGGAUCUCACACAAGCAUAUGAUGCCGGCAUCAGGAGGGGUGUGUGGAAGCCCGCACAAUUCAAUGAUAGUGGCACACCCGUCGUUCUGAUCAGGAAGGUGGGGCCACCUGGCGAGCAGAAACCGAAGCUACGAGUCUGUGGGGACUACUCUGUUAUGGUAAACCCGCAAUUAGAUACCCACCGACACCCUAUGCCUCUCCCCGAGGAUCUCAUGAGGAAACUAGGCGGAGGACACGGUUUCACUAAACUCGACCUGGUGGAUGUUUACAACCAGAUAAAGCUCGCUUCUGAAAGCCAGAAAAGGCUAGCCCUCAGUACACACCGAGGCGUACUGCUCCGACUUCGGCCGCCGUUCAGCAUCAGUUUGGCACCAGGUUAUUUCCAAGAUAUCAUGGAACAGCUCACCAGUGAUCUACAGGGAGUGGCAGUCUACCUAGACGACUUUCUCGUCAGCGGUGCCAAUGCUCAAGAGCAUCUCCAAAAUCUACGCGAAUUGCUUCAAUGCUUAGAAGACAAAAGGCUACGAUGUCGCAUGGAGAAGUGCUCAUUCGCUCAACCCGCAGUUAAGUACUUGGGCCACAAGCUUUCCCAAAAGGGGAUUGAGAAGGGGGCUAAGGUCAAUGCGGUUAUCAAGAUGCUGCCACCGGAAAACGUUUUUGGCCUGCGUUCAUUCUUGGGGUCUGUGCAGUUCUAUGGCAAGUUUCUCCCCAACUUAGCCACUCUCACCGAGCCUCUCUAUCGACUGACCAAGAAGGACAUACCAUGGAACUGGGGCAGUAGUGAGCAAGCGACUUUUCAGCAGCUGAAACAGGUGCUUUGCACGAAUUCAAUGCUGGCGCAUUUUGACCCAUCCCUGCCGAUUGGGGUGUCAUGCGAUGCAUCAGAAGUUGGCAUUGGAGCAGUGUUGUUUCACCGCUAUCGUGACGGGAGUGAGCUCCCGAUCGCUAACGUAUCCAAGACACUGACAGAUACACAGCGCCGCUAUAGCCAAGUUCAGAAGGAAGCACUAGCUGUCAUUUUUGCGCUAAAGAAAUUUCACCAGUUUCUAUACGGUCGAAAUUUUGUUUUGGUUACAGACCAUAAGCCGUUGCUAGCGCUGUUUGGGCCAACCAAAGAGACGCCAAUGCUGGCGGCCAAUCGUUUGGCUUGCUGGGCUUUGAUGCUUAGCCAGUACGACUACUCAAUAAAAUAUAGAAAGACGUCGGACCACGGGAACGCCGAUGUACUCAGUCGCCUGCCAGUGGGACCUGACGUCAUCUUUGAUGGGGAGGAAAGUGAGGCAGAUGUUGGCACUGUCUGCACUAUUAAAACGGUGAGCCUACAGCUACAGCCAACGGACCCUGGUGUCGUGGGAAAGCAAUCAGGCAAAGAUCCUGUGAUUGCAACGAUGAUGCAUCAUACCCGUGAGGGAUGGCCACCCGAGGAUUCACGAUCGAAUGUGGAGAGCAAUGAGUGCUAUUCAGUCAGAGACUUCAGGAAGCUGGCGGAUUCACUGUCGACAGCCCAUGGGUGUUUGCUAUAUGGUUCCAGAGUAGUCAUCCCUGAAAGUCUGCAUCAGCAAGUGCUUCAAUUGCAGCAUUUGGGACACUUCGGGAUACAGCGGAUGAAGCAGCUCGCACGCACAGCGGUAUAUUGGCCUAGGAUCGACACUGACAUUGCAGAGCUGUGUCACAACUGCACUGCUGCGCAGAACACCAGAAUAAACCCUUCCAGAGAAACCCUGGAGUAG
Messenger RNA from Priapulus caudatus, 2073 nucleotides. RefSeq lists its product as uncharacterized. Lineage: Eukaryota; Metazoa; Priapulida; Priapulimorpha; Priapulimorphida; Priapulidae. The transcript has a single exon. Bases 1 to 2073 code for a protein of 690 amino acids. The record is from RefSeq and is a predicted model, not a curated record.